Pristis pectinata (smalltooth sawfish) is the source of this 1249-nucleotide messenger RNA. It is a transcript of the gene tango2, whose product is annotated as transport and golgi organization 2 homolog (Drosophila). The transcript is spliced from 9 exons. The record is from RefSeq and is a predicted model, not a curated record. Gene Ontology annotation, cellular component: Golgi apparatus. NCBI's taxonomy places the organism in Eukaryota, Metazoa, Chordata, Chondrichthyes, Rhinopristiformes, Pristidae. Gene Ontology annotation, biological process: Golgi organization; protein secretion. Bases 286 to 1110 code for a protein of 274 amino acids.
UUAAUUGGAGCUCAGUAGGUUUGAGGAAGCUGUGGAUUGUGCCUGAGACAUGGAAUGACAUUGUACUUAGUAGUUCUACCUGUUUUUAGGCUGGAGCCUCAGUUGAAAGCUUUUCUUUCUGAAAUCCAAAUGAUUCACGAAUCUGGUGGAGUCUGGCGCCUUGUUGGAACGGGGGUAUCCAGCCGUUUGAUUUUUGGCAUCAAACACUCCAGGGUAAAAGCGCCUGUUCCAGUGACCCUGGGCUUACUUCUGCCUCUGAAGAAUUGAAGUUAAUUCGAGGCCUCCAUGUGUAUCAUCUUCUUCCACUUCAAUCCAAAUUCAGCUUCUGCUUACAGGCUUAUCCUAGCAGCAAACAGAGAUGAAUUCUAUUCUAGACCAUCAAAGCCAGCAGAUUUUUGGGCAAACAAUGGCAACAUCUUAAGCGGACUGGAUAUGGAAAAAGGGAGAGAAGGAGGAACAUGGCUGGGUAUUAGCAAGAAAGGCAAGUGUGCCGCACUGACCAAUUAUCUUCAACCCGUUAUCAACAUGGACGCACUUGGCAGAGGUUAUCUAGUGCCAAAUUUUCUGACUCAAGAUAUGGAUGGAUUGACUUAUUUGAAGAAAAUUUCUUUGGAGGGACAUCUCUAUAAUGGUUUUAACUUGUUAACUGUAGACUUCAGCAACACCAAAGGAGAUAUGAUGUGUUACUAUGGGAAUAGAAGUGACCAGGAGCCCAGAGUUUUGGAUCCAGGUAUUUAUGGGCUUUGCAACAGUCUUCUUGAUACUCCAUGGAAGAAACUUGUUAAUGGGAAAAAGCUUUUCACAGAAACUAUUAAGAAAAGCUGUGCACUUUCUCCAGAGAACUUGACGCAAGAGCUCUUAAACAUGCUGAAUAACGAAGAAUACCAAUUGCCAGUCACUGAUAUAGAGGAGCAAGGUCAGGAUUUCAUUCGACCUAUCUUAGAGGAGUUCUCGGCAUUGUUCAUUCGCACUUCCUUUUAUGGCACUCGGACAAACACAGUCAUCCUUGUUGACGCUAAAGGGCAUGUAACCUUCACAGAGCGUUGCCUGCUCAAGCCUGACACAAACCAAUGGAAAGUCAGCUCCUACCAGUUUGAACUUGAGACUUAACAGCUUUCCAUUCAACACACAGUGAAAAAGAAAGGAACAGGAAAUAAAGUUGACUGGAAAUGAAAGCAUAUUUUGCAGAUCCUGCGGGUUUCUUGGACACUGCAGAUGUAAAUGGUUGAUUAAAACAUACUGCAUCCUA